AUGUCAACCUUUUGGUUUUUCGUUUUAACGUCAUCAUUUGUGAUAUCAGCCAGUGGACAACAACACAAAAGGAAUUUAAACAAUUUUUAUUGGCCACGAUGGGGUUAUGCUUUAUUAGAAGAACGAACAAUCGAUUGUACGACGACAAACAAGGAGAGACUCCACCAAUGUCGGCUGAUUGCGAGAAAUGCCAAGACGCCUCGGGAUCCCCGUAAAUAUAUAUGUCGACAGGAGGAAAUGCCUGUAAACAGUUGGAAUACACUAGCCCGGAACUCCACAACAAGACUUGCAUGUCCUAUCGGCUGCGAACCGGAUGCUAAACUUUCCGUUUUGGUAAAGUCACCUCAGAACAACCCUCUAUGCCAAAAAUAUUAUACAUACGGCAAAUACCGUGAUCAUAAAGAAGGUGACUGGUAUCUUUGGCUAGCUGAACCAUGCCGAGCAAAUAUUACAACUUGGUGUCGUUUCAAUGAUAUUCCAUUAAUUACUUCAAAAUUGCAGAAUUAG
This is a messenger RNA of Thelazia callipaeda (thelaziosis nematode), 507 nucleotides long. The record is from the annotation of a GenBank genome assembly. NCBI's taxonomy places the organism in Eukaryota, Metazoa, Nematoda, Chromadorea, Rhabditida, Thelaziidae.